Messenger RNA from Cladophialophora yegresii CBS 114405, 1725 nucleotides. RefSeq lists its product as uncharacterized. Gene Ontology annotation, molecular function: glucosaminyl-phosphatidylinositol O-acyltransferase activity. The transcript is spliced from 2 exons. Lineage: Eukaryota; Fungi; Ascomycota; Eurotiomycetes; Chaetothyriales; Herpotrichiellaceae. Gene Ontology annotation, biological process: protein localization to plasma membrane; GPI anchor biosynthetic process. The record is from RefSeq and is a predicted model, not a curated record. The coding region runs from base 1 to 1725 and encodes 574 amino acids. Gene Ontology annotation, cellular component: membrane; endoplasmic reticulum.
AUGUCCAAGGAUCACGCAGCACAGUACAAGAUCCGGAAGGAGGCCUUUGUGUCGAAUCUUUCUGGAAGCUCCCUGACCGAGAUCAACUUGGUCACCCUCGUCGCCGCUUCUGCGGUCUUUCUCUGGACGGCCCUGCAAGCCCGACAUUCGUUGUUCACGCCAUACACGCCCGUUGCCCUGGUGGCCGAUUUCCUGCUCAACGUGUGCGCCAUUUUAUUCGCCAUCACACUGUACUCUUCCUCGCCGCUGGCGUUGACCAUCUUCCUCAUCACGCCGGGGGUAGUGCUCCUUCUUCUCGCGAAGCCACCCGAUGGACGAGCCUGGAAGUCGAAGAAACCGACGGGAGCUCAGCCUGGGCCUCGAUCUGCCGCCCGUGUCGCCAUCGCCGCUCCCACCCAGCCGGGAUCCAAGAGACCCGCGCUUGUGGUCCGCCCAUUCCUCACGCACUACCGCGGGUCCAUGCUUGUGGUGACCUGCCUUGCCAUCCUGGCCGUCGACUUCCCCAUCUUCCCGCGCCGCUACGCGAAAGUGGAAACAUGGGGCACCUCGCUGAUGGACCUGGGCGUGGGGUCGUUCGUCUUUUCCGCCGGCGUGGUGUCUGCCCGCGCGGUCGUGCGCGCCGAGUCCGAUGACCACCACGCAUCACACCCACAGUCUCAAUCACCAUCACAGUCCGGACACGCGAGGAAGAAUAACAACAACUUCGCCGCCCGCUUCGUCAAGGCCCUUCGCCAUUCCGUCCCGCUCUUCAUCCUCGGCUUGAUCCGGCUGUACAGCGUCAAGGGCCUGGACUACGCCGAACACGUGUCGGAAUACGGCGUGCAUUGGAACUUCUUCUUCACCCUCGCGCUGCUGCCGCCGUUUGUCGAGAUCUCCGACACGGCCACCCGUCGCGUGUUCAAGUCGUCCGAGGUAUUCGCCCUUGUCUUGACCACUAUGUAUGAGCUGGUGCUCGACAACACGCGUCUGCUCUCGUACAUCCUCAUCUCGCCACGCGGGCCGGACCUCCUGUCCAAGAACCGCGAGGGCGUCUUCUCCUUCGCCGGCUAUUUGGCCAUCUUCCUCUGCGGGAGGGGCGUCGGCGUGCCGCUCGUGCGGUUGAACCUGCAGAGAAUACAAAAAGAACAGCAGCAGCAACACCAGCACAGAUCAGAGAUGGAGAUCGGGGCCGAAAGUACGCGCCGAGAACGAAUUUCUGUUCUACGAGACCUCAUCCUCCGCGCAGUCGCCUACGCGGCGCUCUACGCCCUCUCGACAAACCUUUACACAUUCAACCUAUCCGUGUCGCGCCGGUUGGCCAACCUCCCCUACGUGCUAUGGGUCGUGGCAUUCAACACGGCCCAGCUGUCGCUGUUCGGUCUAGUCGAGGCGGUGGGGCCGGCUUUCUCCUACACGCCGCCAACCUUGCCGGACGAGGACGCGCGGCAACAAGACAAGAAGGCGGCUGAGAGCGAGAAUGACGGGCAGCGACAGGACGAAAGCGCGGCGGCGCGAACACCAACACCGACUCAAAAGGCCGCUACAAGCACGAUCCUACGCGCCUUCAACUCGAACGGACUCGUGACGUUCCUCGUCGCCAAUCUCCUGACCGGGCUCGUCAAUCUCACUUUCAACACGCUGGAUAUGCCUCCGGCGCGGGCCAUGGUCCUGUUAAUCGGAUACGCCGUGGCUGUGACGGGCGUGGCGCUGGGAUUGGAUAUGUCCGGCGUGAAGAUCAAGCUGUAA